This is a messenger RNA of Bombina bombina (fire-bellied toad), 3017 nucleotides long. Its product is annotated as oocyte zinc finger protein XlCOF22-like. Bases 40 to 2379 code for a protein of 779 amino acids. The transcript is spliced from 12 exons. NCBI's taxonomy places the organism in Eukaryota, Metazoa, Chordata, Amphibia, Anura, Bombinatoridae. The record is from RefSeq and is a predicted model, not a curated record. Gene Ontology annotation, biological process: regulation of immune system process; negative regulation of transcription by RNA polymerase II; regulation of cytokine production.
AGAGCUUAGUGUUACAGAAUAUCACUGACCUUGAACAAGAUGAAAAAGCUGCCUGAGCAGAUCCUGAAUCACAUCCUGGAGAUUCUCUACCUGCUGACGGGAGAGCGUAUGACUAACUCACUGACAGCGAGUCACAUGACCGGGGACAAGAUGACAACAGAGAGGAUACUGACCCACAUGCUGCAGAUCAUUUACCUGCUGACAGGGGAGGUGCCUAUAAAGUGUGAUGAUGUUGCUGUGUAUUUCUCUAUGGAGGAGUGGGAGUAUAUAGAGGGACACAAGGAGCUUUACAAGGACGUCAUGAUGGAGACUCACCAAGCACUAAGGACUAUGGAGAUACCAGGAAAUGAGAGCUCAGAACUAACAGAUCACAGAGAUGAAAAUCUAGACACAGGAGCACUUAGAGAACUUGCACAGAAUAUUCAGCCAGUGAAGACCCCAUCAGAUGUUACUGCAGGUGAUGGUAAUAUUGAAGUCGCACUUAAUACUGAACAAACAAAUAAUCUGUAUGUAAAGAGUCAGCGGGAAGCUGCUAAGCAGGAAAUCAGUGACAAUAUCAGUACAGGUGAAUAUGAUGCUGUGAUUUCCUGUAAUUCAGAAGAAACACAAAGUCAGUGGCUAAGAAAUAUGACUGAAGCGCUAAAGGGCACAGGUGAUGUUAAGACUGAAGUUACACUUAAUGCUGAACAAACAAAUGAUCUGUAUGUAAAGAGUCAGCAGGAAGCUGUGAAGCAGGAAAUCAGUGACAAUAUCAGUACAGAGCUAACAGACCACAGAGAUGAACAUCUAGACACAGGAGCACUUAGAGAACUUGCACAGAAUAUUCAGCCAGUGAAGACCCCAUCAGAUGUUACUGCAGGUGAUGUUAAUAUUGAAGUCACACUUAAUACUGAACAAACAAAUAAUCUGUAUGUAAAGAGUCAGCGGGAUGCUUCUAAGCAGGAAAUCAGUGACAAUAUCAGUACAGGUGAUUAUGAUGCUGUGAUUUCCUGUAAUUCAGAAGAAUCACAAAGUCAGUGGCUAAGAAAUAUGACUGAAGCGCUAAAGGGCACAGGUGAUGUUAAGACUGAAGUUACACUUAAUGCUGAACAAACAAAUGAUCUGUAUGUAAAUAGUCAACUGGAAGCUGUGAAACAGGAAAUCAGUGACAAUAUCAGUACAGGUGAAUUCACAAACUGUUACAAUCAAAGUCAUGGUCAGAGUGCUGAUGUUUCGUUCAAUUUUCUUCAAAUUCAAAGUAGUCAUGUAGUAAAUUUAUGUCCUCAAUGUGGAAAAUGUUUUGCCAAGAAAUCAAAUCUUAUUGGCCAUCUGAAAACUCAUACAGGAAAUAAAGCUUUUUCAUGUUCUGACUGUGGGAAAUGUUUUACUCAAAAAUCAACUCUUAUUAGGCAUCAGAAAAUUCAUACAGGGGAGAAAGAUUUUUCAUGUUCUUACUGUGGAAAAUGUUUUGCUCUCAAAUCAACUCUUAUUAAACAUCAGAAAAUUCAUACAGGAGAGAAAGCAUUUUCAUGUUCUGACUGUGAGAAAUGUUUUAUUCUGAAAUCGGAUCUUAUUAGGCAUCAGAAGAUUCAUACUGGAGAGAAAGCAUUUUCCUGUUCUGAAUGUGGGAAAUGUUUUACUUGGAAAUCAACUCUUGUUCAUCAUCAGAAAUUUCAUAGAGGGGAAAAAGCAUUUUCAUGUUCUGACUGUGAGAAAUGUUUUAUUCUGAAAUCAGAUCUAAUUAGGCAUCAGAAAAUUCAUACAGGAGAGAAAGCAUUCUCCUGUUCUGACUGUGGGAGAUGUUUUACUCUAAAAUCAAAUCUUAUUAAGCAUCAGAAAAUCCAUAUAGGAAAAAAGGCAUUUUCUUGUUCUGAAUGUGGCAAAUGUUUAACUCGAAAAUCACAUCUUAUUAAACAUCAGAAGAUUCAUACUGGAGAGAAAGCAUUUUCAUGUUCUGACUGUAAGAAAUGUUUUAUUCUGGAAUCAGAUCUUAUUAGGCAUCAGAAGAUUCAUACUGGAGAGAAAGCAUUUUCAUGUUCUGACUGUAAGAAAUGUUUCUCUUGGAAAUCAGCUCUUCUUCAUCAUCAGAAAAUUCAUACAGGAGAAAAAGCAUAUUCAUGUUCUGACUGUGAGAAAUGUUUUAUUCUGAAAUCAGAUCUAGUUAGGCAUCAGAAAAUUCAUACAGGAGAGAGAGAAUUUUCCUGUUUUGACUGUGGAAGAUGUUUUACUCUAAAAUCAAAUCUUACUAAGCAUCAGAAAAUCCAUACAGGAGCAAAGCCAUUUUCCUGUUCUCAGUGUGGCAAAUGUUUAACUCGGAAAUCACAUCUUAUUACUCAUCAGAAAAUUCAUAUUAAGGAAAAUCAGAGCUUAACCCUGUUAAGUUCAGAUUGUGACAUAUAGGUAUCCACAUUAUAGCUUACUUUUUGACUUUUUUAAGUUCCCUCUGCACCUUAAAUUGUUAUGAGGUGGCCCAGUCUGCUCGUCAUCCCUGGGGGAUCCAAGGUCCCUAUAUAGGUUUGAAUAUUAAGGUGAUAAACUGGCAUAAAAUGUGCUUUUUUGCAUAGAGGUUCAUGGGAGGGAGCCCCUAUGUGUAGUUCAAAGUUAUAUAAAUAUACCCAAAGGCCCUUAUUUGUAUGUUAAGCCUUUUUUUAAAAAAAAAAUAUAGGUACUGUUGAGGGCAUUAUAAUCAGGUGAUCACUGAGGUGACAGCAUUUUCCUAGCUGGAAUUUAAAUUGACCAGUUGCAUAGAUGUAUAGGGCGAGUUCUUACAUUAACAUCAAAAGUGCAAGAGGCCUCCAAAAUCCUGAUAAAGAGUCAUGUCCUUGAAACGCUUUGUGUUUCUGUUUAGUCUGGACAAGAAUUUAGAGAAAUUCUAAGUCUUACUGGGCAAGUAUUUUUGCUUUUUGGUAGUGCUGGGAAGUGACUAUUGUUUUUGUUUUACCAAUAAUAUGAUAGCCUAUGGACAAUUGUAAUUGUAUCUUAAAUGUUAUGUUUUAUUGUAUUUGUAAAAAUAAAUAAAUACAUUUUUGGAUCUUUAA